Molecule: messenger RNA, 2209 nt
Organism: Eupeodes corollae
Lineage: Eukaryota; Metazoa; Arthropoda; Insecta; Diptera; Syrphidae
Gene: Rsph3
Product: radial spoke head protein 3 homolog B
Exons: 6
Coding region: 269-2053 (594 amino acids)
Cellular component (GO): cilium
Source: RefSeq, a predicted model, not a curated record
AUUCGUUUUCUAACGGUUGUCCUUUAAAGCCACUCGCCACUGGUUUAUUUUGGCCGCGGAAAAUUUAUAUCGAUUAAACCAAAAAUUGAGUUUUUCAUUUUGUUAAGAACGUUUUAUUUUUUCUUACAAAAACGUGUGUUUUUCUUCUACAUUAAAUAUAAUUACUAAAAAAAAACAAUAUGUAAACUCCCCCUUAAAGUGAUCGUAGUGCAUAUACAAAAUGGGAAGUCUUCAACGAAUCGCUUAGACAAUUUUUGCAAAACAAAUUAUGUCGAAUGCGAUCAAUGAACUCUCAACAAAAAACCUCACCUCCUCCAAAUCCCUGCCCAAAAGUCCAAAUCUUCCCCAAGAAAGUCCAAAGACCUCCCCUCAAUUAGCCCUAACAAACAAAUACCCAUCUGAAACCUCAAUAACAACAUCACCAGAAACAGCAACAGCAACAAAGCCGACUCCAAGCACAACCAACGUAGUCAUCCCGAUUCCAUCGUUUACGGUCCUCAAUAACGACACUUUAGCCAUUUCGGGCAAACCAAACGCCAUAGUGCGACCCACCCGGCGUAUAGCGCCCCUAGCCGGGCCAAACGAAUCUGCCGACCAUUUGACCACUCCAAACAAUGGUGAGGAGGUUGAGACGUUCGCAAAAGCGCUAAACCGAAAAUUAAAACGAUUGCGUAACGCGACUGGCACUCACCUAAAGUCAUCGCACUCUUCGACCAAUGGAAGCUUUGCUGAUUCUAUUAACAAACGCCCCCUUUUCAUUACCACCGUCCCCACGGGAGUAUUCUUACCUCCGGCGAAAGAGACGCCAGUCUUACCUUCAAAACGUGUUUAUGCAUUUUCCACCCAUCCUCGGGUAUACGAGUAUGCCAAUUCUAAAGGCUACAAGGACAAGUUGGACAGUACGAUUAAAGGUCCUGAUAAGGAACUUCUAACAACACGUUUGCAUGGAAUUAGAGCAUUCAGUCAUUUUUUGAGCGGUGGACUUAAAAAAAGAGAAACACCACCUCCAAGUGAACCCUACAAAAAUGUGAUGUUCGACCGCAGAGUAGUUCGUGGAAGCAAUUUUGCCCCACCACCUCCUUGGAAUCCGUAUUUUGCAUAUGCGGGCCUCCUAUCUGGAAAAGUCGAAAUCGAUCCAUGUAUGAAGGAAGCAGAGUUCCGUCGGCGACAAUGUCUGAGACAGCGAUGUAAACAACGAAAUCAGCGAAAUGUCAUUGGAACACCACCACCAUUAGAUGGAAGGCGACAUGAAAGGGUACAAACUGAAAAAUACCUAGAAGAACUCUAUGACCGACCGCCCGAAUACGAUGCCAAUACUCAGACCGAUUUAUUCCUUGAGCGACCGGGAACACCUCCAUUCAUCCCAGAAAAGGUUGGCAUCGACGCUGGAACGGAAAUAAUUGAUGGUGAUCUUUUCGAUUUCGACCAAGAAGUUCAACCAAUUCUCGAGACUCUUGUCGGCCAUUGUGUUGAACAGAGUAUUCUUGAAGUCACACAUGAGGAAGAGGUAGCUGAGCUUCGUAAACAGCAAGAAGAAUUCCUUGCUGAUAGAGAAGCUGACUUAGCAGAACUUCGUCGUUUAGAAGCUGAAGAACUUCGAUUAGAAGCUGAAAAAGAGAGACGUUUACGUCAAGAUUCCAUUGCUAAAGAACUUGAUGAUAAAAUGCAAAAAGGAGUCACAGCUGCAAAACUUUUACAAGGCCAUAUUGCCAGUCUUUUGCCAGAGGUUCUUGCUAAUUUAGAACCAGCAACCGAUGAAAUGAGAAAGGCGGAAUUGGAGAAAAAGAUUUGUCCAUGGCUAACGAAAGAAGUCGCUGAGGAAAUUGGACAAAUUAUUGAUUCGAGAGAAAUUUUAACAGCAAUUAUUAAGGAAAUCAUUAAGCAACGUGCUGCCAUCUAUGCAAAUUAUACAGAAGAUGAGCCAUCACUAAAUCAUGAAGUUGCACAAUCUUUGAUGGAGGAGGAAGAGUGGCAGGAGGGGGAUGGAAGAGGAGUAGCUGCAAUGGAGAGUGAUGUUUUGGUUGAAGAUAAUGAUGAUAAUGACAAAUUGUGAUACAAGCUAGGAGCUCGGGGUUAUGCCUUGUGACAUGUUCUUUUUUUAAAUUUCUUUUAUAAAAAAUAUAUUACAAUUAUUGUUCACAGAUAUACAAACAUUAUAUUUGUAAUACAUAUUAUUCAAUUAAUUAAUAACAUUAAUACAAUUAAUUGA